Aspergillus ibericus CBS 121593 is the source of this 1287-nucleotide messenger RNA. Its product is annotated as FAD-binding oxidoreductase. The record is from RefSeq and is a predicted model, not a curated record. The transcript has 5 exons. Gene Ontology annotation, molecular function: FAD binding; oxidoreductase activity. The coding region runs from base 1 to 1287 and encodes 428 amino acids. NCBI's taxonomy places the organism in Eukaryota, Fungi, Ascomycota, Eurotiomycetes, Eurotiales, Aspergillaceae.
AUGAGGAUCUCGGCAUUGCCUCCGGAAGAAGUAUCGAAGGAACUGGGGCCACAACUAUCACGAUCUGCUGUAAUCUCUGGCUGGGAUGCAACUAAACAUGGGCGAUGGAGUGAAUUUCAUGCCCCUAAACCUGGCGUCGUCGUGACACCGGCCAAUGAGCAGGAUGUGGAAUAUUGCACUUCAAAGGAAAUCCCUUUCCUAGCUCAGAAUGGCGGGCAUGGAUGCGCAAAAUCGCUGCACAUUUACAACGAUGGACUGAUCAUCAGCCUCAAACAAUUUGACUCUGUCACCUUCAAUGAUGAGAGAACAGAGGUUACGGUUGGAGGGGGUGCCUCUGUCACUCAGGUGAUAAAUGCUGCCUCAAAAAACAAUGCCCUCGUUAUCCUUGGUGCUGGAUAUGGUAAUCUGAUGGGCAUGGUGGGCUUCGGGGUCGACAAUAUAUUGUCUCUUGAUGCGGUCAUGGCAGACGGAUGUCUGCAUACGAUCACACCGGAGGACAAGGAUCUCUUUUGGGCGUUUCGCGGAGCUGGUCCCAACUUUGGCAUUGUCACAUCUGCGAAGAUGAAAUCAUAUCCCGUUGAACCCUCGGACAAGCUGGAGAAAAUUGUGGACGCAAUCGAUGCAUUAACUCUUGAGCCCAAAAUGGCUCUUUUCUUGGUCUUUUCGACCAGUGGUGAACCGGACUAUACACCCAUGAUAUCUCUGAUCCCACAUUACUACGGGACCGAGAAAGAAGGAAGAGCUGCAUUCUCAUCAAUCUUGGAUAUUGGACCAACUAACGACACCACAAAAGAAACUCAGUAUCCUCACUGGAAUGACGUGAUAGACGCUUUCUGUGUCAAAGGAGGCUACAAACUAUUGGAAACUGCCGGUCUCAACAGUAUGGUUUCUAGCACAUGGAAAGAAACCUGGGAGGAGUAUGUCUCAUUUGUUUCGUUGGACGGUACCGGUACAAGUCUGGUUCUUCUGGAGGCAUAUUCCCUCAAGAAGGCACGGUCGUUCGGUCAAGUCUCCUCUGCGUAUGCGUGGAGAAACAAGGUCAACUUCAAUGCGGUCGCCAUUCCGUGGUACACUGACUCUAGCCUUGACUCGGAUGCUAUAGCCUGGACUUCUAAACUUCGUGAGCUAUGGAGGUCUACUGAUGGGCUUGAGUCCCCUGCCGCGUACAUCAAUUUCGCCAGUGAUGAGAAGCUAUCGGUAGUGUAUGGGGAAAAUGUUGACAGGUUGAAGGCCAUAAAAGCCAAAGCGGAUCCUGACAAUGUUUUCAAUCAAUGGUUCCCUCUGUAG